AUGGAGAUAGACAACAGGACCACUGUCUCUGAAUUCAUCCUCCUUGGCAUCACGAGCCAGCAAGACUGGAACAUGUUGUUCUUCACUAUCUUCCUGAUUAUAUACAUCAUCACAGUGCUGGGAAAUCUGACUAUUGUACUGGCCAUAAGGUUAGAUAGACACCUCCUCCAUACUCCCAUGUACUUCUUCCUCAGCAACCUCUCCUUUGUGGACAUCUGCUUCACAACAGCCACUGUGCCCAAGAUGUUGGCCGAUACAGUCUCGGGAGUGAGGAAGAUCUCAUAUGAUGGGUGCCUGGCACAGAUGUACUUCUUCAUUGCUUUUGGCUGCAGUGACAACUUUCUCUUGGCAUCCAUGGCACUGGACCGCUAUGUAGCCAUCUGUCGGCCUCUGCAUUAUGCUACAGUGAUGAGCAAAAGGACCUGCCUACUAAUGGUGGCUGCCUCCUGGCUGACCUCUCACCUCCAUGCUCUCCUGCACACCCUUCUAACAUCCCGCCUCUCUUUCUGUGCCUCCAAUCAAGUGCCUCACUUCUUUUGUGAUGUCUUCCCGUUGCUGAAGAUCUCUUGCUCCAACACCUAUCUGAACACUCUGGUAGUGCACGCAGAAGGAGCUCUGAUUGUUAAUGGAGCUCUAGCGUUCAUUGUCCUGUCAUAUACACGCAUCCUGAUGGCUGUGUUGAGGGUUCCAUCUAAGGAGGGAAAGUGGAAGGCGUUCUCUACCUGUGGGUCCCACCUGGCUGUGGUGACCCUAUUUUAUGGCACUGUCAUCUGGGUCUACUUCCAGCCCUCAUCCAGCUUCUCAGCUGAGAAGGACACACUGGCUGCCCUCAUGUACACUGUGGUUACACCCCUGCUGAACCCCUUUAUCUACACUCUGAGAAAUGACAAGAUGAAGGAAGCCCUGAGGAAGCUUUUUAGAAGCAAAGGCAACUAA
This is a messenger RNA of Zootoca vivipara (common lizard), 936 nucleotides long. Its product is annotated as olfactory receptor 1f45-like. Gene Ontology annotation, cellular component: membrane. Gene Ontology annotation, molecular function: G protein-coupled receptor activity; olfactory receptor activity. NCBI's taxonomy places the organism in Eukaryota, Metazoa, Chordata, Lepidosauria, Squamata, Lacertidae. The record is from RefSeq and is a predicted model, not a curated record. Gene Ontology annotation, biological process: G protein-coupled receptor signaling pathway.